This is a messenger RNA of Papilio xuthus (Asian swallowtail), 1585 nucleotides long. RefSeq names its product Syntaxin 1A (gene Syx1A). The coding region runs from base 189 to 1064 and encodes 291 amino acids. Gene Ontology annotation, cellular component: SNARE complex; endomembrane system; plasma membrane. Gene Ontology annotation, molecular function: SNAP receptor activity; SNARE binding. The transcript has 8 exons. The record is from RefSeq and is a predicted model, not a curated record. NCBI's taxonomy places the organism in Eukaryota, Metazoa, Arthropoda, Insecta, Lepidoptera, Papilionidae. Gene Ontology annotation, biological process: exocytosis; vesicle fusion; intracellular protein transport.
UCUACAACUCAUUGAAUUUUGUUUCAAGUGUUCUGACGGAUGGAAGUUUCGUUCGUUCGUUGUAUCGAUUUUUUGAGUGAACUAGUGUUCGUGUCCUUUAGUUUAGUGACGUUUGUUAGAAAAAUAUCUGUGAAUGGGAUUGUGUAAUAAGAUAAAACGUUUAUUUGGUGUGUGAUUUUCUAUAAAGGAUGACGAAGGACAGGUUAGCGGCGCUUCAAGCGGCGCAAAGCGACGACGAUGACGUCGGGCCCGACGAUGUCAACGUCGCCGUUGAAGGCGGCUUCAUGGACGAAUUCUUCAGUGAGGUGGAAGAGAUACGGGAAAUGAUAGACAAGAUACAGGCGAACGUCGAAGAGGUUAAGAAGAAGCACAGUGCCAUCCUCUCAGCACCGCAGUCAGAUGAAAAAACAAAGCACGAAUUAGAAGAUCUCAUGGCUGAUAUUAAGAAAACUGCCAACAAAGUUAGAGGAAAGUUAAAACAUAUAGAGCAGAACAUCGAGCAGGAGGAGCACUCGAACAAAUCGUCUGCGGAUCUCAGGAUAAGAAAGACGCAGCACUCGACGUUGUCACGUAAGUUCGUCGAGGUGAUGACGGAGUACAAUCGCACGCAGACCGACUACAGGGACCGCUGUAAGAACCGGAUACUGCGACAGCUCGAGAUCACCGGCCGAGCUACUACUGAUGAUGAACUCGAGGCCAUGCUUGAACAGGACAACCCCGCCGUGUUCACGCAAGGUAUAAUAAUGGAAACGCAGCAAGCGAAGCAGACGCUGGCGGACAUCGAAGCGCGGCACGCCGACAUCAUCAAGCUGGAGACUUCAAUCCGCGAGCUGCACGACAUGUUCAUGGACAUGGCCAUGCUCGUCGAGAGUCAGGGCGAACUCAUAGAUCGAAUUGAGUACCACGUCACGGAGACCACAGACUACGUAGAUUCAGGCCACAAGGAACUGGAGCGAGCCCACCACUGGGCACAGCAAGCGAGGAAGAAAAAAAUCUUCAUCAUAAUAUGCCUGUCUGUUACGCUGGUUAUAUUAAUAAUUGUACUCGCGGUCGUCCUGUCGUAAACAACGAAAGAAGAAUACGUUUUGACGAAACGAAGCGAGGGAACAAUGCAGAACAUUGCUAUUUAAUUAACAAUUACAUUUUGCAUUACUUUUCGGCUUUGAUUAUCUCACGCGGUUGCAUAACGAAAUAAUUAUUGGAAUUGUUAUGCUUACUUUUCUACUCCGUGGAUUAAUAUGUUAAAAGAAUACGCUAACACGAAAGCGUGUUGUUAACGUGGAAACAAAUAUUGCAUAAUGUAAUGUUACAUCUCUACUUGUGUGUAUGAAUUUGUAUCGUUCUAGAAUUUAGAGAAAAAAAAACAUAGAAGAAUUUCACAAAGUGAUAUCGUCUGUACAAUGACGUUUAUAAUUUGAUGAAGAAAAAAAUUAUAUCCAUUUGCAAUGCUUGUUUCCACAAUACACUGUAAUGUUACAAGCUAGGAUACAGAAAUAUAGAAAAAUAUUUUUAAUUUUCUUGAGAACAAAACCUUGUUCCUCGAAUUAACUUUUUUUUUUGCUGUUCUUACUGUCGGAAAUAAACA